Lagenorhynchus albirostris (white-beaked dolphin) is the source of this 1726-nucleotide messenger RNA. It is a transcript of the gene CFAP263, whose product is annotated as coiled-coil domain containing 113. Bases 232 to 1389 code for a protein of 385 amino acids. Gene Ontology annotation, cellular component: axoneme; ciliary basal body. The transcript has 12 exons. Gene Ontology annotation, biological process: cilium assembly. The record is from RefSeq and is a predicted model, not a curated record. Lineage: Eukaryota; Metazoa; Chordata; Mammalia; Artiodactyla; Delphinidae.
CAUUAACAAGGGGCUUUGACGAGGGUGGCUUCGGCAGUGAUGACGGACGAGGACUCUCAGACUACUGCCAGCGAGGCGCAAGCCCAGGAUGAGAGCGAGCUGCCUGUUACCCAGCUGUGUGGGCUGGUGGAAGAGCUCAGAUGAGGAAAGUGAGGCACCAAGAGGUUAAAUAUCUUGCAAAAGGUCAUACAAAGCUACCACGGAAACUCUGCUCUCAAAACUGAGACAGAGAUGUUUGAAAAAUAUUACAAUAAAUUGGAGCCCAGGGACCAGCGACCUUCACAAUUAUCAGAAAUUAGAAUGUCAGGAGCAGAAAUUGCACAGUUACGAGGCAGGCGUAGAUCCAAAUCCCGCGUAAGUCUGGAACGUGUAACAGGCCUCAGCGUGGACCAAAAAUUGAAGCUUGUGCAAAAAGAGCUGGACGACACAAAGAGUGAAAUAAGGCACAUAAGGGCAAAUGCCGAGAGGGACCUGCAGCAUCACGAGGCUAUCGUUGAGGAAGCUGAAAUUCGGUGGACCGAAGUUCAGAGAGAAGUGCAUGAGUUUGAAAAAGAUAUUCUAAAGACCAUAUCCAAGAAGAAAGGGAGUAUUUUGGCCACUCAGAAAGUGAUGAAGUACAUUGAGGACAUGAACCGCCGGAGGGAUAAUAUGAAGGAUAAAUUAUGUUUGAAAAAUGCCUCUCUCAAAGUCCAGAGGAAAAAGAUGCUUUUACAAUUGAGGCAGAAGGAAGAGGUGGGAGAGGCCCUCCACGAUGUUGACUUUCAGCAGCUGAAGAUCGAGAAUGCUCAGUUUUUAAAGACAAUUGAAGCAAGGAAUCAAGAACUGAUCCAGCUGAAGCUGGUAUCCAGAAACACCCUGCGGAUCCUUAACGCGUACAAAAGCAAGCUACACCGAGCCAUGGAAAUGUCCGUCGAUCUGGACAAAGAGUUCUUGUUGAGAAAAGAGUUACUCGAAAAAGUUGAAAAAGAAACCCUGCAAGUAGAGGAGGACCAGGCCAAGGCCAUGGCUCUGAACAAACAGCUCCGGAAGCAGCUGUCUGAGUUCCGAGUGCCACAGGUGAUGAUGUACGUCCGGGAGAAGAUCCGAAACAGUGACCUGGAGAAGGCCAUCGGGAUGUGGGAGAGGAAAGUGGAGAUUGCAGAGAUGUCCUUAAAAGGCUACCGCAAGGCUUGGAAUAAAAUGAAAAUCACCAAUGAGCAGUUGCAGGCAAUUUGCCCCCUGGGAAAUAGCCAGAGGGAGGCGACGGCUGCCGACCAAAAAGCCGAGACUUCUGAAGCUCAAGCAACGGAGACAAAAAGCACCAGGUGCUCCAGCCCCACCUCAUCUCCCAGGGGAGCGACCCCCUUUCAUUGCGUGAUCCUCAACCUUGACAUCCAGCAAAAGCCCUAACAGUUGUGGGAACAAAGGAGGGGGACACAAGUCGAUGUCCUUCACGGAGAUUUUCCUCAGGAUACUCAUUGUCAUGUGAUUUCCUGUCUGGACAACAGAGAGCCCGAGAAUUAUUCACAAGAAGACGUCCCCCGAGUCAACGCAACUACAACUCACAUAUCCAGAUGGGAGUGAGUAGGAAAUGUUCUGAUAAACCCCCUUUUCCUCACAGAAAUCCGAACCUGUGUCUCAGUUUUUACUGAAAACUACCUUUGCUUUGAACUUGAAUGUGAAAAUAGGCAGAGAAAAUGUUCACAUCUACAUCUACAGAGAAUGAAUGCAUUUCCUUGUUUGUUUC